ACUGUCUCUCCGCUUUUGCAGCCUCUCUCACCCUGGGCUCUUAAAAUACGACUUUGUGAGGCUCGGGGCCCAGGUCUAAUUCCAUCAGGCUGCCUCUCCACAGCACGCUGGUGUCUGCCACUAGCUUCUGUUCCUGCCUUGGUCUCCCCCAGCUUAGCCCCCACCCGCAGCCCCCGGCCUCUCCGACCAGCCCCGCUUUGUUUCCUGUGUCUCGGCGCCCCGCCCCUGCCCCGUCUGGGGUCUCCGCCGCCCUCUGCCGCCCUUUGUCUGCCUUGGUCUUUCCCCCACCCCUUUCUCUGGGUCCGUCUUUGGAUCUCUUUGUCUCUCCGGGCUGGGGUGGUUGGCGCUGUCGGCCAGCUCCGGGGGUCGGCGCGGGUGGCCCGACACAGCGACAAUUAGGAAGCUCUUCGGCCCUCCUCGCUCAGCUCCAACCCAGGAGGCACACGGUUAAAACCACCGAGUUCGGGCAUCUGUCCUCGGCUCAGAGUAACCCUCUCCACGGCACGCGGCGCCCGCCGGACACCGAGCUCCGGAGGACGCAGGCGGCCGCCACAGGCGUGCAGCUCCUCCAAGGUCCUAGAGCGGCUCGGUGCCGCCCGGCGCUUCCGCUUCCCGUCCCCGCCCCCGGCGGCAGCCCCCGGGACGCCUGGGUCCGAGCCCCCUCCCCGUUUGGCGCCGAUCCCGCAUACUCGAGCCGCCGGCGGCUCGGACACCGGGGCCCCGCCGAGGAGCUCCGGAGGGCGCCAGGGUGGCGGCGGCGGCGGCGGUUGGAGGGGAAGGAGGCGGCUGAGUGCCGGAAGGAGCAGCAGAGCGGCGUACCGGCGAUGCAGCGCGCGGUGGGGUCCUGGGGCCCGGAUCUCCGUGGCCCAGAGGACAGGGAGCAGCUGAGAGGCGCCCGCACAGGUCUAGGGAGUGAGAAUGCAGAAAUUUCUCAGCCGGAUGAGUAUGAUCAUGCCCCACAGGAGGAUGACCUGGGGUUCAAGGAAGAGGAAGAUUUGGCCCCAGGUCAUGAAGUAGGAAAUGCCUCUCUCAAACCCGAAGGCAUCCAGACCUGGGAUGACUUGUGGGUCCAGAGAGAGGGACCUGGAAAACCUCAGGCUCGGGACAGAGGCCCCCGGCUCCUCGGAGAACCACGCUGGGGCCAGGUUAGUGAUCGGGCUGCUGUGUGUGGUGAGUGUGGCAAGAGUUUUCGGCAGAUGUCAGAUCUGGUGAAACACCAGCGGACCCACACAGGGGAGAAGCCCUACAAGUGCGGGGUCUGUGGCAAGGGCUUUGGGGAUAGCUCUGCCCGGAUCAAACACCAGCGAACUCAUAGCGGUGAAAAGCCCUACAGAGCCCGACCACCAGCCCAGGGUCCCCCAAAGAUUCCUCGGUCCAGGAUCCCUGCUGGUGAGCGCCCCACUAUCUGCGGGGAAUGUGGCAAGAGCUUCCGGCAGAGUUCUGACCUGGUGAAACACCAGCGGACACACACGGGUGAGAAGCCAUACAAGUGUGGCAUCUGUGGCAAGGGCUUUGGCGACAGUUCUGCCCGCAUAAAGCAUCAGCGGACACACCGGGGGGAGCAGCCCCCUCGGCCUGUGGUGUCCCGACGGCAGCCAUCCCGAGCGGCCAUGGCAGCUGCACAGGGACCUAAGGCCCAGGACAAGCCAUAUAUCUGCACUGAUUGUGGAAAAAGAUUUGUGCUCAGUUGCAGCCUCCUGAGCCACCAGCGCAGUCACCUAGGGCCCAAACCUUUUGGCUGCGACGUGUGUGGAAAGGAAUUUGCCCGGGGCUCAGAUCUGGUGAAGCACCUGCGAGUGCACACAGGAGAGAAGCCCUACCUCUGCCCUGAGUGUGGCAAGGGCUUUGCUGACAGCUCUGCCCGGGUCAAGCACCUCCGUACCCACAGUGGUGAGAGGCCUCACGCCUGUCCGGAAUGUGACCGCACCUUCAGCCUCAGCUCCACCCUUCUCCGCCACCGCCUCACUCACAUGGAGCCCCAGGACUUCAGCUUCCCGGGCUACCCUCUGGCCCCCCUGAUCCCCAGCCCACCCCCCAGCUCAAGCCCACCUCCCCUCGGCACCAGCCCCCCGCUGACGCCUCGAAGUCCUUCACACUCAGGUGAUGGCCCUUUUGGCCUGCCUGGCUUGGAGCCAGAGCCUGGGGGCCCACAGGCUGGGGAGCCACCCCCACCACUGGCGGGUGACAAGCCCCACAAGUGCCCUGAGUGUGGCAAGGGCUUCCGCCGAAGCUCGGACCUGGUGAAACACCAUCGCGUACAUACAGGGGAAAAACCCUACCUCUGCCCUGAAUGCGGCAAGGGUUUUGCCGACAGCUCGGCCCGAGUCAAGCACCUCCGCACCCACCGUGGUGAACGGGCUCGGCCACCACCAUCAUCCACUCUCCUGAGGCCACAUAACCCCCCUGGCCCAGCACCCACAACCCCUCGAUCCCGAGUCCGGGCCCAGCCCUCCGGACCCAGCCAGCCCCAUGUAUGUGGCUUCUGUGGGAAGGAGUUUCCCCGGAGCUCAGAUCUGGUCAAACAUAGGCGAACACACACUGGGGAGAAGCCAUACAAGUGUGCAGAAUGUGGCAAGGGUUUUGGUGACAGUUCUGCCCGUAUCAAGCACCAGCGUGGGCACCUGGUCCUGAGGCCCUUUGGGACAGGGGAUGGUCGGGCAAGGCCCCUGAAAGAGGAGCCACCAACGGGACUAGAAUGAUGGGGUCUAGGGAGGGUGGAGGCCCAGGAGACCAAAAGGAGGGUAUCUGCUGCUUAAGCAGAGAAGAAAGGGCCUGGGAGGUGGUGGGAGGGAGAAGGAGGGGAAGAAACGGGAGAAAGGAGUGAAUAGAUAGAGACAGAGAUUGGAGACAAUGACCUUGAAGCUCAGGAAAUUGUCCUGGCUGGGCUCAGUCAGGACCUUGCCAGUGUGGUCUAUGCCCCCAGAUUUAGAACACUGCCUACUAUACAGAAGACACUCAAUAAGUAUUUGUUGAAUGAAUAAACUGGCCUUAGCCUGAGGGCCAUUAACUCCUUAAAGAAUUCCUGCUGCCUCUUAACCUAUUAAUUGAUUCCUCCCAACCUUGCCCCUGGAAGACCAGCACCCUGAACCAGGAUUUGUUAGACCUGUUGAGCUGCAACAAUGAGAGUUACGAGGUUUGUGGUGACAGAGCGAGGCAGGGCCAUCUUGAGCUCUGAAGCAGGCAGUACCCAGCCUCAGGCCACUAGACACAGUCUUAGGCAGGAAGGGCCACUUGGACAGACACCAGACCUAUCUGCGCUGGAGAAGCCCAACCCAUCCUGACAUCUGGACACUGGCAGAAUAGAGCAGAGACAGCAGAAGGACAUCCACUCUGGAUGCUAAGCCCAGGUCCUCCUGGCAGGCAUCAGUAGAGACACACUGGCUUGGAGGGCAGUACUUGAGUGAGGAGAGGCCAGGGAAGCACCAAGACCCUACAGUCACAUCUCUGUGUCUCCUUGCCAAUAAACUGCUUUUUGUCUGA
This is a messenger RNA of Camelus dromedarius (Arabian camel), 3480 nucleotides long. RefSeq names its product zinc finger protein 48 (gene ZNF48). The record is from RefSeq and is a predicted model, not a curated record. NCBI's taxonomy places the organism in Eukaryota, Metazoa, Chordata, Mammalia, Artiodactyla, Camelidae. Gene Ontology annotation, molecular function: DNA-binding transcription factor activity, RNA polymerase II-specific; RNA polymerase II cis-regulatory region sequence-specific DNA binding. Gene Ontology annotation, biological process: regulation of transcription by RNA polymerase II. Bases 825 to 2699 code for a protein of 624 amino acids. The transcript is spliced from 3 exons.